This is a messenger RNA of Syngnathus typhle (broad-nosed pipefish), 1324 nucleotides long. RefSeq lists its product as uncharacterized. The record is from RefSeq and is a predicted model, not a curated record. Lineage: Eukaryota; Metazoa; Chordata; Actinopteri; Syngnathiformes; Syngnathidae. The transcript is spliced from 8 exons. Bases 24 to 1055 code for a protein of 343 amino acids.
UCCGUUUACGAGCACACUGCGAAAUGAGGUCCUGGUUGCUUCGACAGGAAAUAACCUUCAGUUGUUCUUCGUGUCAGUCAGCUAUGAAGUUGAAGGUGAUGGUGCGUAUGUUUCCUUCAUCAAUUGUCUCCCUGCUCCUUCUCAGCUGUCGUCUUACCUGUGCAGACUCCCAAGAUGCUUGUGAAGCUUACGGCCUCAUCGGCGGACAUUUUACUGUGCCUCUCUACCACAACCUGCAAAAAUCAGAAAAACUGAGAUGGAUACACAACAAAACCAAAAUCUUUGACCAAAGAAAUAACAAGGUUAUUACGGGGAAGCCAAACGACAUUUUGCAAAAUGGAUCCCUGAAGCUGACAAACCUGACGAGAAACAGUGAAGGCACUUACGUCCCCGAGGUUUUUGAUGUGAAAGGCAGACUUCUCACGGAUGCCAAGAAGCUGUAUUUGUGUGUAUUGGAUCUUGUCUCAAAGCCUGGAUUGAAAGUGGAAUGUGCCUUGCCUAAUGUGAAAUUCAUUUGCACGUCUGAUCAGAUACCGAGAGUCACUGUCGAGUGGUUUCAGAAUGGCAAGCUUCUGCCCCAGAAAAAUCAGCCGACUGUGCUACAAAUAGUUCAAAAUGUGACACAUGAUUUGUUCACAUGCAAAGUCUCCAAUCGACUCAGUUCCAUGAGCAGCGAGGCCGUGAAACAAAACUGCACUGACUCAAGCUCCAUUUUCCCCAAAGAAUUAUUUGGUCUCGAUUUUAAGAUCAUGGUGAGCAUCCUGGCUGCCAUUGGAGGUCUUGCUCUGUUGCUCAUCAUCAUCCUGAUUGUUUGCUGCGUCCGAGCCAUUCGAGAAAAACGAAAACGAGUCAAAGAUUUGGAGGAGCUUCGCUUGGCUUGGUCCAAACCAGAAAGACAGCAACAUCAAUGUCCUCAUCAUUCUCACGGUCAACGCGGCAUGCCGCAACGGUCGAGAAGCCAACCUCAGGCCAAGGGCUCCAGACCUGCAGGUGCAGAUCAGCAGGCUCCUCCUCGUCCUCACCCGCGGAAGAAGCUUCCGGCACAAAGAAAGUGAGAAUUCAGACGUCAUUAAUAUCAUCAUCAUCUCACACUAUUUAAGUUGACUUAUUAAGUAACACAAAACGACAAGAAACUUCCAUUAAUGGUGUUUUUUUUUUUUUUUUUAAUUAAAUGCUAAUGAUUUCAGCAAUACUAAAUAUUGCCUACUUACUUUUCACACAUUUGAAAAUGAGGACUUUAAACGUAGUUCAAAUGGAACUAUUUAUUGUGUGAAAACAUUUAUCUCAAUAAAGUUUUUUUGUUUUAUAUUUGACAAAGAAACUA